Molecule: messenger RNA, 796 nt
Organism: Actinia tenebrosa (Australian red waratah sea anemone)
Lineage: Eukaryota; Metazoa; Cnidaria; Anthozoa; Actiniaria; Actiniidae
Source: RefSeq, a predicted model, not a curated record
AUUAGAUGUGGUAAAGCGCUUUUGGCUCUUUACGAUGCUUCUUGUUGACUCGUUCGCAGGGUAAUCAUGGAAUUGAAGUGGAUAGUCGUUUUUCUUGGAGCCUUUGCUUUGAUUCAUCUUACUAUUGGCGAGGAAGAGAUUCCUGAAAUUGAAGAAGUUGAAGAAGUCAAGGAACAUGUUCGCGUAAGAAGACAAAGCAUUUGUACCGACAAAUUGGAUUACUGUCAGUCAUGGCCCGAUAAAUAUUGCCAAGAUUACAAAGAUUACAUGAAGACCAACUGCCCCAAAAAAUGUGGAUACUGCAGUGGACCAACACAAGCACGUAAGUGUAAAGCGAUUACCAAUAACAGUUCAUCGCUCUUGGCAUUAGGUGGAUAUCUGAUCGCAAGAGGAAAUUCACGCCAAAAAGCUCAGUUACUUCUCCCACUUGAAAUUGUCCUUCCUCAUCAAGACACUGCAACGACCACGAUGUGCCUGCGAUUCCAGCACUCAGUGUCCAGCGGUGGCUCUUUGAAAGUCUACGAGAUUCAGAACAAGAAAGGCCAACCCUCAAGAGUCCUCAAGACAAUCAGUGGUGGCUCUAAUACUAACUGGCAAUGUGGCACACAGACUGUUAAAGUCAGCACUUUAUACCAGAUUUUGAUUGAAGCAACUGUUGGUUCUGGACCUGUGGCUCUCGAUGCAAUUAGCUUCGCAAGGGGAUCAUGUUAAUAUUGUCUUAAGAAACAAUUACAAUCAACAAGCUCGCAAAUCAAAUAAAGAUGAUAUGAUCAAAUAAACAAUAUUUAAAACUGAA